Molecule: messenger RNA, 729 nt
Organism: Theobroma cacao (cacao)
Lineage: Eukaryota; Viridiplantae; Streptophyta; Magnoliopsida; Malvales; Malvaceae
Source: RefSeq, a predicted model, not a curated record
AUAAAACAAAUCCCUUAAGUUUUUAUUUUUUUAAUUUAAUUAAUAAUACCAAGAAUCAGAUGCUAACUGUUUCUUACUUUCUCUUUAGAUCUCUCAUCUCUCUUCUCACUGUCUCCCUCUAAAUCUCCCAAGCUUUCUAGAGAGAGAAACCCCACUUCACAAAAAUGGCGACUCUUCACAAAUUCAAGCUUUUGGCGACGCAGUGCGCCGUCGCCGGAAGCCCAGGUCGUAGUCCCACCACCAGUCCUGUCGUCCACCUCCGCCGUCGCAAAACCCUCCGCAUGCUCCUCAACCGCUCUUCUGCCACCGAACGCCGCCGUUUUCACCGUCGUCACGACGACAACAACUUCGAUCCUCCACCUCCACCUCCACCGCCUCCACCGUCAACCAACUCCACUGCCGAUAGCAAGAAAAACUCCAACGGGAAGAAGAGCAGGAGAAAAUUAAAGGAACUCUUCGUAGCGUCGCCGCCGUUUGAAGAAAGAGAGAGUAACAACAAAAGCUGUGAAGAAGAAACGGAAGACUUGUUACCGGUUACCGGGAGUUCCGGUGAUGGGUUUUCAAGUCGAAGCUCUGGUUCUUUGAGACCGGUAACGGCGUCAUUUCGAUACAGGUUAUUAAGGAGAGCUUGGCGACCCAUGCUGGUUACUAUUCCAGAGUAAAUUAUAUAUUUUUUAUUUUAAUAAUCUUUAAUUAAAAUUAAAUCUGUGCAAAAAAAAAUGUAGCUUU